Schistosoma haematobium is the source of this 4812-nucleotide messenger RNA. Its product is annotated as Cysteine protease atg4c, variant 2. Gene Ontology annotation, cellular component: ribosome. The transcript is spliced from 9 exons. Gene Ontology annotation, biological process: ribosomal large subunit assembly; translation. The record is from RefSeq and is a predicted model, not a curated record. Gene Ontology annotation, molecular function: rRNA binding; protein-phosphatidylethanolamide deconjugating activity; structural constituent of ribosome. Bases 3798 to 4703 code for a protein of 301 amino acids. Lineage: Eukaryota; Metazoa; Platyhelminthes; Trematoda; Strigeidida; Schistosomatidae.
CCUCACUGCGUUGUUUUCUGGGCCUUACCAAGUUUUAAACAAAGGUAGUUAGGUUCGGUAGAAUAACUGCUAUCCCGGUUGAAGUUACGAAACAACAAUAGAGAUAACAUGUACACUACAAAACAAAUAAAGUUACACUAAUGAUCUUCGCUAUCACUUUGUGAUUUUACUGCAGCAAAAGACUACUUAAAUAUGAGAGCAGUUAAUAUUCGUGCAACCUAACGGAUACCCAACAAACCGAAAGUAAUUGAAAUACAGAAUGGCCGCCUCAUUUCAAACCGUUCAGGGUCGUUGGGACGAUACUGCGGGUGGCUUUGAGUGAGCCUGACAUUUCUUGCCGUCCCGACUUUUCAGCCCUCAAGAAAAUGAAGUUAACAGAUAUCCUUUCCAUCAGAAAAAUUGUCCCGUUUAUGCCGUGUGACAGGUGGUUCCGAAGAGACAAUUUAAUGAAAUUCGCUUUCUUUUUCAAAGGUCGAACGGCCCGAUGUCAUAAACUAGGCACUAGCCGUGUUAUCAGGGCUUUCCAGUACAUGAAAGAUGUAAGAGAAGUUCGGAGGAAAGAAAUGAAAUCGUUGUGGAUGGAGCGUCUGGAAAUAGCUAGUGAACAGUGUGGUCUACCCAGUGCAAGAGCAUUAUGUGAAGGCUUAGCCCAGUCAAAUAUCGCUCUUAAUAAAAACAUGCUACAAAUUUUGUCUAUUUACGAGCCUCGUACGUUCUCAGCUUUGGUCGAUUUGUCUAAACAAUAUCAUCUUGAAAAGGGAGUAUCUGUCCCCAACAUGUCUUCGCCUCAAAGAGUUAUUACCCAAGGGUUGCUAACUUUGCCUGUUGUCCCGGGAAAUAGAAAUUUGUAUGAAUAAUUUUGUUUGAUAACAGUAAAUUAACAAAUAAAUAUCUGACAUCAUUCUUUUUGUUUUCGACACUUAUUUUAGCUGCUCAUCAUUACCAUGAAUUAUAGUAUUUUGUUUCAUUUAGUUAAAAGAGUCCUGUUGGGUUUCCAAUGUAAACCCGGAUUCACAUAUUUGUUGGGAGUUUUAGGAAGUAGCUAUGCUCAAAAGAAUCACUUGAUCAUCCUGGAAAUCAAUCGAGGUGAAGGAAAUACCAUUUGCACUCAGAUGAGAGUUUCUCGCAGCAGAGACCCAGCAUCAGUUACACGAUCCAGCUUCACAACUCUUGACCACAUACGUUCAGUGUGGAAUCAGUUAAAGUUUGGUUGGUCCAUUCAGUUCUGGCCGAAUUUCGAUCAAAAUGCAAUAAUAUAUAUGCUCGGUCGGUGCUAUUUCGCUUCUACUUCUGACAAUUCCCCAACUAUCCCGAGGGAUAUAAUUUUGGAUGGAAAUUUUUCAGAUUUUGCUUCAGACUUUGCAAAAGUCCUUCUAGUACCUCUACCAAUAAUAUGCCGUAUUCACUAUCUACCAAAAGACCAGCUUCGUGUGACUGUGAAAGUAUCCAAGCCAAAGUUGACCUAUUUAAAACUCAAUCAAAAAACUUAUCAAUUUACAGCAAAAGUAGUCAUUCUAUUCCACUAUCUACAAACCAUGUUGGGCCGAAAUCCUCGAAUAUCCCGAGUCCAUAUAUUCCUCUAUCUGUUCAGACAUCAGAUUGUGGAUGGGGAUGCAUGUUUCGAUGUGGACAAAUGUUGCUUGCUCAAGCUCUGGUAGUUCAUUUUUUAGGCAGAAAUUGGAGGCUAACAAAAAAUCAAAGGUUUGUUUAUGAUAUCUUUUAGCAGUACACAUUAAACCUCACUAAUGAUUUUCAAAAACCUAUAAAGCUUACUCACCUGUCUUAUUUACGUUAUUAACAUAUUGGUAGUAUUCAUGAGUGUACCGGACAUUUGUUUUAUGAACGUGUUGGUGGCAUAGCGAACAGCGACUAAAACCAUAAAGUUAGUGAGCCUUCUCUUCAUUGUAUUCACUUCCUACCAAAGUAGUGUUACUGAUAUCCUUUUAUAUCAGCAGUAAUUUCCGUCCAAAAUAAAUUCCCUACGGUGAGACAGAAGUGUAAAGUAAUAAAAUGUCUUCCCAAAAAGACUUUUAACAUAUUAAGUUGCAUAAAUAUAUAACUGAUUUUCGAUCAACAUGGAUUAUUUUCGUAUAUAUGUUCAUUCCAAAUUCCUCACAGUCAGUCAGUCAGUAACAACGUAAGAUUUCGUACGUACUUGCAUCAGUUAGAGUUGCCACACCACAUUAGCGCAGAGAUGCAGUUGUCGAUUCAAAUCCCGUGGUGGUAGAGGUAGUAAGAGUAUAAGCAGUAAUCGAAAAGAUUAGGGUUUGAAGAUGUUAUUCGAGGAGUAUAAUCCAGUUAAAUAAAUUUGGAAAGAGGAAAAGGGGACACGAAGAACUCAGAAAACUAGAAUUUGGGAGAACACAAAGAGUGUAUGCACCUGUACCAUUGCAAACGAUUUUGAGCCAUGUCAUUCAAUUCCUUACAGAUUGUCCGGCAAAUUAAAUAUUGGUUCACACUAUACUACUUGUCAAAGCCCUACUGUUAUAUUAUGUUUGUUUCCUCCGACAAAUGGUUAAACUUUAGUCUACCAUCAAAAACCAAGAUUAAAAUACAGGAGAAUAUGAAUUCCCCAUAAAACUAAUGACACUAACCACCAGCAUGUCAAUGGAUUUGGGAAAAAAAUUACGAAAACGGUAACAUGAAGAAUUAAUCGUGCGCUUUUGCAGGUAUUGACACCAAAGUUGAAUUUAUUGUUCUCUGUUCUUGUUCUGUUAAAAAAUUUAAAAAGGUAUCAUUCGCAUAAUAGUCUUUGUUCAUUCCUGUCUAUUUUUUACUUUUUGAGUCACGUUGAGUUGGCGGAUAUAAAUUUUUUCCUCAGAGGUAACAACACAUUAAAACAUAACCUUUCUUGUAGGUCUAAAAACAGUUGACCAAUAAAUGCUAUUUUGACUUAACCACUUGGAUAAGUAGAGGUGUACUGAUGAAACAUUUGUUGCUUGUCGCUGUCUCAAUAAAAUUCGUUGAAGAUCAGAAGUAUAAAAUACAGUUGUUGUUAUGUUUUACAUAGUAGAAUUUUAGCAUGAGCAGAAUGAUAGCUAUACUAACUAUUGUUCUUUAACCUGGUGAAAAAGAAGUAUUUCCAGGCCACUAACGUUUCUAAAACCUAUUAAAUAGUUUCGGAAUGAAAUCUUCAUGCACCACUUUAUCUGCAUAAAGAACCAAACAGGUUUUAGACUCAGUUGAAAACGUAUUGGUUAAUUAUUCACGCUUUACCGUCCAGUCAAUUACCAAAUUCUUUCACCAAACCUAAUAUUUACAUCAAAAGUUUAUGUAGAAUUACCAUUUGAGUUAACAACAGCCAGUAGAACAAAGCUAACCUUGUUCACUGUCUGUCUAUUUUUGCUCUUGGCGCGAUUUUGCUUGAAGUACUAGAGUUUGUAGCGUUCUGCUUUUUAUUGCCCAAAAGUAUUCUCUGCACCGAGACUAAUUUAUAUAUAGUUCAGCAACUACAUGAAGUCUUUUAAACAUUGUGCUUAAAUACCUGAGAAUAUGUGACACUACAUUCAUUUUAUGUACUAUACCUCCGAAGUUAAUUUUCAUCGGUGCUCAACUUAAAAGUAAAAUAACUAGUAAUUGAAAGUUCUACUUAACUUUCAAUUCAGUUUCUUAUGUCGAUCUUGUGUUGUGAAUUGUGACAAAAUGAAAUAAUUCAGUAAAGUUUAAAGUUUCAUCCUCCUACCAUAUGCUGCUUAUAUUCAUUUUAAUCAUUCUAAUUGCAUGUUAUUAAUGAGCUUCUACAUUGAUGCUAUGGUAAUUUUGAUUAUGCUUACACAGAUAAUCAUAAAAUUAACGAAAUGUACUUACAAUCAUAUUAUUUUCAGUAUAACCUCCUUAUAAUUACUUAUUAUUUUGUAGUUUUCGGUUCGCAUAUUUUCAGGGAUUCGGAUUUCAGCCUUCAAAUUAUCAAAUGGUUCAAUGAUUCUUGGUCACCAUUUUCUCCGUUAUCUUUGCAUCGUUUAGUUCAAAUGAGUGAUAGGAAACCAGGAGAAUGGUGCGGGCCAGCUUCAGUUUGCUCGGCAAUCUUACGUGUGAUGGCAAAAGGAAGUUCUUUGGACAGCCGCUUAAGCCAAGUACAGGUGUAUUUAGCUCGCGACAGAGUUAUAUAUCGUGAGGAAAUUAUGGAUGUUGCAAGAGGUUCACACACUUCAUAUCAGUAUCAACCUAAGAUGUAUUUCACUGAUCACACAGCUUUAUAUCGUUCACAAUCUGGUCAGACUAAUGACUCACCCAGCUUCGAACCAACAGCUGUCUUGUUACUCAUCCCAAUGAUGUUCGGAAAAGGAACUCGCAUUAACCCACGUUAUAUUCCAGUGGUGUUGCGUCUAUUUUCGGAUCCAGCAUUUGUAGGCUUGAUCGGUGGUCGUCGAAAACAUUCCAGCUAUUAUGUUGGUUGUCAAAAUAAUUCGUUAAUUUACUUAGAUCCACAUUUUACUCAACCAACUCAAAAACUGAAUUCCCCUAAAUUUCCAGUUGAUUCUUGGUACUGUCCUAUUCCUAAAACAAUGAAUGCAUCGAACCUAAACUCUUCUUGUGCUGUUGGAUUCUACUGCAGGACUAGAGGAGAACUAAGUGACCUUAUUGAUAGGUUACCUACCCUUAUGUCAGUAAGUAAUAAUCUCCAGGCAUCAACCAGGAGCCGACCUGUUGCAUUCACUGUUGAGGUGCUAGGUCUUGACAAGUCGAAAAACAGACCUUCGUAGCAGUAUUGUUUUUCCUAACGCCUGAAUGUACUUUUUUUAAAUGAAUUACUUCAAAUGUAUUACUUCAGUAUAUUAACAAUUAUUAUCUUAAUAGUGUUAUACAUGGCUC